Messenger RNA from Paramecium pentaurelia, 1635 nucleotides. The record is from the annotation of a GenBank genome assembly. Lineage: Eukaryota; Ciliophora; Oligohymenophorea; Peniculida; Parameciidae.
AUGGAAAAUUAAAACGAAAAUCCAGUAGAGACUGAAGGGGAAAGAGAAAUUUCACAAAAUCAAUAAAAUUAAGAGUCUUAAUAAAAUAAUGAAGACAAUGAAGUUAUACAAAAAGAUUAAGAAUUAGAAGUGAAAAGUGAGUAAUAGAAAGAUGAUAAUUCAUUGAAAAAUGAUUAAUAAAUAAUAAAUAAUUUAGUAGUGAAUGUAAAUCAAGAAGAAAAUGAAUAAUAAUAAUAACCAUAAAACCCAGUAUUAAUUGAAAACUAGAACUAAAAUAUUUAGGAAUAUUUAGAGUAAUAAUUAGAAAGGUAUAAAAAAAUAGAAGCUUAAUGUGUUUAAUAAAAAGAUAAAGGUAUACUUAAACGUAUAAUGUCAACUCUUGAGGGUUAAUUAGAAAAAUUGAAAUUUAAUAUUAUAGAACCAAUAACGAAUGAUGUUAGUAAUUUUGGUGGGAUUAGUUUAAUAAAAGAACUUGAAUAGACAGAAGAGUCUUUCUUUUCGAAGUCUAAAAUAGAACCUCAUUUAAAAGAUGUUUAUAAAUUCUAUUCUAAAAUAUUCUAUGUAAGAGGUCCAUCUGAUGAUUUCACAAGAAUCAAUCAUGAAUCUUAAACAUUAACAGAAGGUAAAUUUAUGAUCUUUUGUCGACAAUUUGGAUUAAUAGAUGAGAAAAUCCAUCAUAUCAAGACUUAAUCAAAAUAUACAGAAACAAAUAGAAUUUUAAAUGAUACAAUUGGAAAUAAAUCUAAUAAAAUGAUUCCAAUCUCUACAAGGAAUCAUCCAUAAGAAAAUAUAAGAAUAUUGACUUUUAAAGAACUUGUAUAUAAUUUACUUUUAUAUAUUAGAAUCUACUAUUUAGGAGAGUUAAUCAAAAUUAGAAUGAAAUUACCUUUAUGAAUUUUGUCCUUUUAUUAAAAGAACUCUCUAAACUUAUGUACUAAGAAGAUUAGACAAAAGCAGAAAUUAAAUUGUUUCGAUACAUGGAAGUAGAUUCAACUUAAUAUAAAAAAAAAUUGAAAUCUUUGAAUACCCCAUUUGAAUCAAAAGAUGUAUAAGGAUUUAGAAAACCAGAAGGUUUAUAAUUGCAAAAAUUUGUUAAUUAUUCAACAGAUGAACUUAAAUCUAAAAGAAUUUUGGUAGAAGAAUGGAAGAAUGUAAAAAAAUAAGAAUUGAGAGAUAAAAUGAUAUCAUAAGUGGAUUAAUCAAGAUCUAAAUCAAUAAUUUUUGAACCAUCUUAUAUAAAAACAAGUAAUUAUAGGGAAAGAAAAUUAAAGAAGAUUGGUUUAGAUGCAAAUUCCCAUUAAGUAGUUAAUUGGGAAAAGUUAGAUAAAUUGGAUCCAAGACUUUUAUUACAUGAAGAAUUUAAACCUGAAGAUCUAAUAGAAGAAGAUGAAGAUGAUGAAGAUAAAUAUUAUUUAAAAAGUUAUGAUUUAUCUAGAUAAAAUAAUGGGAGUGUUAAAAAGUAUAUAUAUAUAUAUAAUUAUGAUUUAUAGGAUUUCAUCAUUAGAUUAGAGAUCAUCAUAAUCUCAAUUAAAGACUGAAUCUACAAAAAGAUAAAUCUAAAAUAUCUCAAAAUUAGAAUAAAAAAUUGACAAUAAAUCUGCUUACAUAAAACUUCCUAGAUUAUAGAAUAAAUGA